AAAAAAAAAAACAAGGUAACAGUGGAGCGAAUUGCGGACAUUAGCAGCCGACCUGAGAAAUGCUAACGCUUUUUACGUAACUGGUCUCAGUUGGUGUAUUAGCUUGUGGUGCACGAAAUGCUGACGUUCAUUUACACGUGAGAAGAAACAUCUGCUGCAUGUGUGCGUUGUAAGAGGAGACAUCGAUUAAAAUGUGACCGCCAGCUGAUAUUCGUUUUCACGUCUUUGACGUUACUUCGUCGGUGUUACUGCUGUUUAAACAUUCACAGAUGGAGCUGCAUGUGGGAGCCGCUGUGAUGGAACUCGCUCUGCACAUCACAGAUAUUUGACUUGUUCGCCUGUCACAGAGAAACCAUGUCUUGCAAAGCCGCAAAGGACAAGAAGUCGAGCUUCAGCAAGAAGCUGUUCAGGCGAGGCUCUGUGCGAUCCGUGGGCAGUUUCGUGAGCAGGUUUCUGAGGACCCUGACAGCCUUGUCCCACUUUGGAUCUGAAGUUCAAGCAGAGGAUGACAAGGACGAUGGAGGGUUUUCCACGUUCAAACCUGGGAGCAAGGAUGUGCCCAUGGACGAUGGGGACAUGGGGGGUUUCCUGUCGGGAGAGAGGGUCCCUGGAGUGUCAGGGCUCAAAAACCACGGGAAUACCUGCUUCAUGAAUGCGAUCCUGCAGUGCCUCAGCAACACUGAACUCUUCGCUGAGUACCUGGUUCUGGAGCACUACAAAGGUGAGGACGACGAGGACGAGGACAAACCAAAGACAAAUGGCUUACAUCUGCAGAGGAAGGGUCCCCUGGCCAAAGGAGAGGUCACGGAGCAGCUGUCUGGACUUGUGCGGGCUUUAUGGACGUUUGAAUACACCCCACAGCACAGCAGAGACUUCAAGAACGCGGUGUCAAAAAAUGCCACACAGUUUAAAGGGAACUCUCAGCAUGACGCUCAGGAGUUUCUGCUGUGGCUGCUGGACAGAGUGCAUGAGGACCUCAACACAGUCAACCCCAACAGCAGGCCUGCUAUAAAGCCCCCUAUCGAAGAAGAUGAUCAAAGCAUAGAAGAGCCUUCUCUACCUCUCUCUGCUGGGUCGUUCGUACAAGAACUGUUCCAGGCUCAGUACAGGUCGUCUCUAACCUGCCCACAUUGCCAAAAGCAGAGCAAUACAUUCGAUCCCUUCCUCUGCAUCUCCUUACCGAUCCCACUCCCACACACAAGGCCCCUGUAUGUGACAGUGGUCUACCAGGGGAAGUACUCUCACUGUAUGAGGAUUGGAGUUGCUGUUCCCCUCAACAGCACCGUCUAUCGCCUCCGAGAUGCUGUGUCACGUGAGACCAAGAUCCCAAUGGACCAGUUUGUUUUGACUGAAAUGUACUAUGAUGGUUUCCAUCGUUCGUUUUGUGAUGACGACGAUGAUCUUGAGAUCAUUCAAGAGAGCGAUUCCAUCUUUGCCUUUGAGACACCAGAGACCUUCAAACUGGAAAAUUUACGCACAAAAAGAGGAAGUCUCCUUGCAAACCUGAACCAUAACAACUUGAAGUAUGGGACUGAAAUCAGCAGGACUUCAUCGUUCAUGCAGGGGGCCAUGACUCCUGUUACUGCAUCACCCAAUAAAAACCUUGGACCUGAAAAAAUUAUCCUGUUGGUGUGUAACAGAGCCUGUACUGGUCACCAAGGAAAGAGGUUCGGCCUGCCUUUUGUACUGUACAUGGAGCGCACUGUGACCUGGGAUGGUCUACAAAAAGAGAUCCUGGAGAAAAUGCGUCAUCUCUUGAGGCCUGGGGUUUAUAUUCAGGUGGGACCUUUCAGUCUUCGGGUGGUUGGCGUUGUUGGUAUAACCUACCUCCUUCCCCAAGAUGAGCGACCACUGUGUCACCCAACUGUGGAAAGAGCGUACAAGUCCUGUGGACAAGGAGGACCACCACAUGUGAAGAUAGUGGUAGAGUGGGACAAAGAGACGAAGGACUAUCUGUUUGGACACACUGAGGAGGAGUAUAUUCCCGAUGCUGAGAGUGUGUAUCUGCACAGAGAACAUCAUCACCAGCCACAGGCCUGCACCCUAGCUCAGUGCUUCCAGCUCUACACGAAGGAGGAGCAGCUGGCUCCAGACGAUGCCUGGCGCUGUCCCCACUGCAAGCAGCUGCAGCAGGGCCGCAUUAAGCUCAGCCUGUGGACGCUGCCGGACGUACUCAUUCUGCAUCUCAAGAGGUUCAGACAGGAGGGGGACCGAAGGGUAAAGAUGCAGAACAUGGUGCGGUUCCCAUUGAUGGGUAUGGACAUGGCACCUCAUGUGGUUAAGAGGAGUCAGAGCAGCUGGAGUUUACCAUCCCAUUGGUCACCAUGGAGGAGACCCUAUGGCCUGGGAAGAAACCCUGAUGACUACCUUUAUGACCUGUAUGCUGUGUGCAACCAUCAUGGGAAUAUGCACGGAGGCCACUACACUGCUUACUGCAAGAACUCCAUUGAUGGUCAGUGGUACUGCUUUGAUGACAGUGAGGUUUCCCCAGUAGCUGACGAUGACGUGUGUCAGCAGACGGCCUAUAUACUCUUCUACCAGAGGAGGACAGUCAUUCCCUCCUGGUCGGCCAACAGCUCUGUUGCUGGUUCCACUAGUUCAUCCCUGUGCGACCACUGGAUCAACAGAUUGCCUGGCAGCAGGCCUGCUAGCUUGGCCUCUGGAGCCUCGUCCAGACGCACAUCUCUGGCUUCACUGGCCGAGUCGGUUGAGUUUCCAGGCGAACGCAGUGAGGAUGAUGGAGGAUUCUCUGUCCGCCCUUUUGUGAGGAGCAUUCAGCGUCAGAGCUUGUCCUCCAGGUCAUCCAUCGCUAGUCCUUUGGCCUGCAGCGAUAGUGGGAUAAAGCCCUCUUGGUCUCUCUCUGCGAAGCUGCAUAUGAGAUCCAACUCGCCCUCGCGGUUCUCCCUCGACUCUCGAUGUUCGCCUCCUCUAGAAAGGAUAGGAGAGGCCUGCGAUGACAAGGUUUCCACAUCCUGUUUUGGCAGCUAUAGUCGACAUGAACGCUACUUUGGCAGCAGGACUCCCUUGUCGAUGAUGGAGAGCAACUUAAGUGACCAGGACAACAAUAAGCGGCUCCUAGACAUGGCGUACUGCAGGGCUCCCACUCCAGUGGAAAAGAAAAGCACCAAAAAUGAGCCAACUGAAAACAACAACCAGAUUACAGCUAUAGACCAAAACAUACUACCUGCCCAAGCGACGCCCUCCAAAGAACAGAAACGAAAGAGCAGCAUCGGAGGGUUUGCUUCAAAGGCUGAAACCACAGGCUCCACAAAGAGCUCCAGCAAAGUGGAGCAAGAGAAAACCUCCAAAAAACGCUUGUGCUCAUCCCAUAAAAUCUCCACCCCUGAGACGUCUUCCAGUACACCUGUGAAAGGCAAGAAGGUGAGCAAUACUAAAGAAAAGAGUGUUAACGCUAAGAAAAACACCUCAACACCCAGUGGGACUCCCUCCAAAACAAAGGCAGCAAUUCAGCCUCUAGACGCAACGCCACAACAUAAGCCAUGUGUUGGCUCCACACCUCAGUCCUCAGCUUCUCCCUCACCAACUGCAAAUAAAACUUCCAGUGUCACAGAGAAAAGCACUCUGAGUAGUCGUAAACGACUGGUGGAAAGGAGCUUCAGCAGAGAUUCUAUGCACACUAGCCCUCUGGUCAACAAUCUCCGAGGCAGCUCAGUAGCUCGCUCUUCGCUCUCUAAGAGUGGGGAAAGCAACAGGAUUGAAAAGAAAUCUGUGAGGAGUUCGAGCAGUAGCUCCUCUGUCACUAGCCUGCGUUCACCAAGCGUGUCCACCAAAGACCUGCAGCGCAACAGCAAGUCUGAGGAAAAAGGGUUGUCUUUCUUCAAAAGCGCCCUUCGACAAAGGGAAAGCCGCCGGUCGGCUGAUUUGGGAAAAAGCACCUUGCUUGCUAAAAAGUCCUCAGAGAGAACGUGCAAGCAAAAUGGUCAAGCCAAGGAAAUCAGUGCUGAGAACGGAAAGGCAGGAGAUGCUGUGUCAUCUCAAACAUCCACAGAGACAAAGUCAAAGACAAAAGAGUCUUCCAAGCCCCCCAGCUCUCUCAGUCGCACUCUACUAAAUGUAGGCAAGUCCAAGUCUUCCACUUCUGACGUAAGUCUCAAGUCUCCCAAUGGGAAGAAGCCUCUCGAAAGGAUGGCAUCUUCCCGAAAACUGUCGUCUAGCAUGCAAUCUCCUGCACGUACAACACAGAGGCCUCAAUGAUAAACUCAUUGUAGUUAUAUAAUGAACGUACAUACUGCAGCUAUUUUCUUUGUGCCUACGUCUCAGAGAGCAUCAGAUGUAUUUGUAAAGAGACACAUUGGAUGUUGUGGUUGUGUACACUUGAAGAUUUCUUUUAGCUUUGAAUGUCAGUAACCGCAUUUGAGUAUUGCAUAUUUUGGUGGCAAACACUCAUGGUGAAAUUACAGUUCGAGUUUUUGGAGUACUUUGUUCUAUUGUUACCAGUUACUCCUUUAAGAAUUGGCAGGGCAGGGUAAUAGAUGUAUUCUGGCAUGGAUGAUACAUAAGCAUGCCAUAUGCAUUCAGCUGUACAGCACAACCAGUUUGAUCGUGAGCACUCAAAGCCUGUAUGACAGCUGACAGAAUUCCCCAUUGCAAUCUUGAAAUCCAAUUAUCUUUCCUUCAGACAAGAGCCUUGUUAUAUCUUUGAAAAAUAUUCAGGCAGAAAAACCCUGGUUUGAAAUGCAGCAUCUUGCACAUUUAAAAAAAGUAGGAGAGACAGUUUUACCUUGUACACACCAGCAAUGCACAGUUUUUCUUGUAUAGUAACAUAAUCGAGAUUCACAUUUUUCGAGUGACAGAAGAACUAGCUGGUUGAUGAUGCCCAAACUUCAUUGCUCUUCUAUUAUGCAUUUAAAACUAAAAACAGUGAGAAGAGAACCACAACAUUGAUAAUGGUCUCUGGACAAAUACUGAAACAGUUGAUAGUCUCUCACACACAAACGCACAUAUACUUGUGUUUCUGUCUUUGUGAGGACUCUAAUUUACACAAUGCAUUUCUUAACCCUCACCUUCACCUUAACCAUCACAAUUAAAUACCUAACCUCAACCCUUGCCCCAUAACCUAAAACCAAGUCUUAACCCCAAAAUGUCCUCAAUCCACAAGGUCAAACAUUCAGGUCCUCACAGAGAUAGAAAUACAAGUACACAUCGGUCCUCACUUUAUUAGGUCAAAUAUUCAGGUCCUCACAAAGAUAGAAAUGCAAGUACACACACAAAAGAGUUUCAUUCUGAAAGAGUUGUGACAAAGCACUGAUAAAGUUUUCAGUGGUUGUUUAAGCUGAUAGAACCGGCCAGUGAUCAAAUAAAAACCUGCAGUCCAACACACACACUGUCAAAAAACACCUCAUAGCAUUGGUUAACUUCAUAUUUGUCUUGGGAGUAUCUAGGAUCAAUAUGGAAUGGCAGUACAAAAAUAAGAAUCUUUAUUGUUAGCAUUAAAAGAAUAUUUGUGGAGUACAGAAGUAAUAUCAGGCCUUAGACCGAAAAAGGGAAAGAAUUAGGAUCGGUAC
Paralichthys olivaceus (Japanese flounder) is the source of this 5525-nucleotide messenger RNA. RefSeq names its product ubiquitin specific peptidase 31 (gene usp31). Lineage: Eukaryota; Metazoa; Chordata; Actinopteri; Pleuronectiformes; Paralichthyidae. Gene Ontology annotation, biological process: protein deubiquitination. The record is from RefSeq and is a predicted model, not a curated record. Gene Ontology annotation, molecular function: cysteine-type deubiquitinase activity.